This is a messenger RNA of Racocetra persica, 946 nucleotides long. The record is from the annotation of a GenBank genome assembly. Lineage: Eukaryota; Fungi; Glomeromycota; Glomeromycetes; Diversisporales; Gigasporaceae.
AUGUCUUCCAAAAAAUCUAAAGAAACUAAAACUACACUUACCAAUGAACAAAGAAAAGAUAUAAUUAAGCACAAAGAAAAAAAUCCUCAAAUUAGUCAAGCUGACCUCGACAGUUGGGUAAAGCAAACAAUGGGUCUAACAGUUCAUCAAACUACUAUUAGCCAUUUAAUAAAGAAUAAAGAAGAAAUUAGAAAAAAUCCUAUAGCGAAAAGACAGAGAACAGUUCAACACCCAAUCCUACAAAGCCAAGAAAGAAUAAUCCUAUCUAAUGAAAUUAUAGUCAAAAAAGCAAAAAGUUUUGCUAAAUCGUUAAACAUACCUGAAGAUAAUCACAAGUUCUCACAUAGUUGGCUAUAUAAGUUUAAACAAAGACACAGAUUAAAAAGAAUAACAAAACACGGAGAAGAUGCUUCUGUAGAUGAAAAAGUUAUCAGAACUGCUAUUCCUGACCUAAGAGAAACUCUAAAAGAUUACAACUUGAAGGAUAUAUAUAACAUGGAUGAGACUGGAUUUCUAGAGCCAGAUACUAUGCUAGCAACUUACGAGUCUAAAAAAGAUAAUAAAUUGGAUAUUCUUACCACUAUAAAAUUCAUUGUUCGAGGAUGGAGAGAAGUGUCAUCGAAAACCAGAAAAAAUUGCUUUCAACACACAGGAAUUCUUCCAUUAGUUCAAGAUAAUGACGAAGAACCUACCACUAAUGAUAAUGAUGAUGAUAUAAUGGAAGAAUUUGAUGAGGAAGAUGACAGUGUAGACAUGCCCCAAAUUACUUAUAAGGAAGCAUUAGAUGCUAUUUACCAGAUAAAGCUAUAUCUUAUACAACAAGACCUUAAUUAUGUGGUUCAAACAGAACAUGACGUAGCUUUGUCAAAAUUGUAUGAGUUAGUAAAAAAGCUCCAGAAUGCUUCGUUUAAACAAUUAAAUAUAGAAACUUUCUUUGAACCAGUUG